AUGGUUCCGGACCCCAACAAGGAACCACCAGCACCCUGCAAAUUCUGUCAGAAAAAGCAUUGGAAUGUUUUCUGCUGGCAGAACCCGAACCGAAAAGAUCCUGAAGAUGGAAAGAAGGGACCAUACGGAGCACCCAUGCCCGCAGGUUGGAAACCCAAACAGGAGUCCAAGAAGUCGUACAUAGUGGAGCUGGACUCGACGUCCGCUACCACCGAGACUCUUUUUUCGGCUUCGGAACUGGAAAGGACAGCCGCCGCUAAUCAAGGAUUCCACACCAUUGGAUUCUUUCAUUCACCCGAGCACUCGGAAUCAACAAUUUUGAUGACCGCACCUCUUUCCGAGGUCACGGUGACCAAGGAAGAGGACCCCCGCAUGCCCACGCAGGGCUGGGACCAAGUCUGGGAUAACAUAGCCAUCAUCCGGGGCACCCCGCAAGUGGCUCUGAUGAUGGGCGACAACCCCCGCAUGCUCAGCUUCUUUGCCAAAGAACCAAAGCGAGGUGCUGGGCACCUCAGGAAUGACCCCUAUGCAGUUGCGUGGAGUUCCCACCACCUCUACAUCACUGCUGCAGCCAAAGCUGACAAGGAUCGAAUCCUGCAAAAAGUCCGAGAGGAUGGUACCCCUUGUUUGAUCCUCCUUGCCUGGAUAAGGCUCGACAAGCAUGAGAAAUUCUUGAUGUGGAGCUCUGAAGACCCUGUUAUCUUUGAUUCUUACGCCAACCUGCAACUGGUGGCAUUUCUCCUGACAGGCAAUAUUGUUCACUCAGACUAUUAUUAUCAUCACGGAAACCCCAAAUUUCUGCACGUUAAAGACCAUCCACAUCUCCAAAGACAUGAAGAGAGUGAACGGAUGUAUAUAGUCAUGCUGGCUAUCAAACAAGUUGCUCGCCAGAAUAAAACAACAAAACCACAAAACAACAAAUCUAGGGAGCACUUUGAGAGUGUGAUCAAGGCCAUGGAAGCAACAAUUAAUGACAUCAUGCCCCAUUUCGAGGUUGUGGUGCCUUCCAUCAAUGCCUUCUACUUGGUAGAUUUAGGCGAUGUACUCAAAAGCCAGACCAAGACCCAAAUGCAGCCUUGCUGGAUGCUAGCUGUCAUUGCUCAGCUCUGGGCACCUGUGGUACUAGACACAGGAGCCUGCGAGUCUCUGGUUUCUGACACAUACCUGGGCCUUCUGUUCUCCGAAACUGAUUUACAGGAUGUGGAAAUGAUGGCUUUCAACAGCAUUGGUGGACGUAUCUCAUCUACCAAGACAGUGUGCCUCGAAACUUCCCUCAGAGGCCAUGGAGGAGAAUACCUGACUUUCUGCACCUACUUUCGGGUCAUUGCAUAUGGGAAACCUCUCAUCAUCCUAGCCAACGACAUUCUGGGACAUCUGAAACUCCAAACCUUGGUUCAGGAACCCCCAUUACCCAGUUUCGUGGUGAUGCUCAAGAAUCCGGACAUCCUUAUCCCUUGCUCCAUAACAGAUGAGCUGGACACCGAUCACAUGCAUGGCACGCCAUACAAGACCAAGCAGGGUGAAUUCAUGAAGGAUGUGUCAAUGCCACAGCUGACCAAAGCCAAAGCUCAGAAGUCUAGAUUAACCAUGUUAAUCACAGGACAGAUGCGCGUGGCAGCCCAAACUUUUCUCAUCGAAAACCCUCUUGAGGCCACCGCUGCUAGCUCAACGGCCCCAUUAGGCCUCAAACUGUCCACCACAACCCAUAAUUUGGUUGCAGACCCUGAAGAGAACAUUUCCAAAGAAGAAUGGCAGACACUUCGGAACAAAUGGAACCUCGACUCUAUGGAGAAGGCUCCAGGGGCCUUCGAAGCCCAAUUAAAAGAUGCAGAACGUUUCCACAUCGAUCUCAAGUGA
Spizellomyces punctatus DAOM BR117 is the source of this 1857-nucleotide messenger RNA. RefSeq lists its product as uncharacterized. Gene Ontology annotation, molecular function: aspartic-type endopeptidase activity. Gene Ontology annotation, biological process: proteolysis. NCBI's taxonomy places the organism in Eukaryota, Fungi, Chytridiomycota, Chytridiomycetes, Spizellomycetales, Spizellomycetaceae. The record is from RefSeq and is a predicted model, not a curated record. The transcript has a single exon. The coding region runs from base 1 to 1857 and encodes 618 amino acids.